This is a messenger RNA of Loa loa (African eye worm), 915 nucleotides long. Its product is annotated as ATP synthase F1. The record is from RefSeq and is a predicted model, not a curated record. Gene Ontology annotation, biological process: proton motive force-driven ATP synthesis. NCBI's taxonomy places the organism in Eukaryota, Metazoa, Nematoda, Chromadorea, Rhabditida, Onchocercidae. The transcript is spliced from 6 exons. The coding region runs from base 1 to 915 and encodes 304 amino acids. Gene Ontology annotation, molecular function: proton-transporting ATP synthase activity, rotational mechanism.
AUGUUUGGUUCAAAGCUUUCAUCAAUUUAUCGUGGGAUUACUGCAAUUGAACAGCAUCGUGGUUUUGCAACCCUAAAGGAUAUUUCGAUCCGGUUAAAAUCUAUCCGAAAUAUUCAAAAAAUCACAAAAAGUAUGAAGAUGGUAUCUGCUGCGAAGUAUAACAAGGCAGAACGUGAGCUGAGAGGUGCUCGAGUGUACGGUGUUGGUGCAUUACAAUUCUAUAAUAAUAUUGGUGCGGCAGAGCCAACAAAUAAGCAUCAAGAAAGUACAGUGACCUCGGGAGAAAAAGAGAAACGUUUGCUAGUAUUGAUUACGUCAGAUCGAGGACUCUGCGGCUCUGUACACACGGCUGUUGCAAAGGAGGCUAAACGACUGCUGACAGAAAAGGCAUCAGAGGCAGAUUACAAAUUGGUACUGAUUGGUGAUAAAGCUAAAGCGUCUAUGCAGAUUCUUCACGCAAAUCAUGUACUAUUCUCGUGUAAUGAAAUUGGCCGUUUACCUCCAACUUUUGAAGAUGCAUCAAUUAUUGCUGCCAAAAUCCUGUCGUCGAGUUUCAAAUUUGACAAGGGGUUUAUACUGUACAAUAAAUUCAGAUCUGUCGUUUCAUAUAAGACAUCUGUAAUACCAAUGUUUACUUUGGAUGCUAUUACGAAGCAACCAACGAUGUCAAUGUAUGACUCGAUCGAUGACAGUGUGCUAAACGAUUAUGCUAAUUACUCGUUAGCUCAACUGCUCUAUUAUGCUCUGAAAGAAUCUGCUGCAUCUGAACAAAGUUCCCGAAUGACUGCCAUGGAUUCAGCAAGCAAGAAUGCUGGUGAAAUGAUUGAUAAAUUAACGAUGUCGUUCAAUCGAACACGACAAUCGGUUAUCACACGCGAAUUGAUCGAAAUUAUAUCUGGAGCUGCAUGCGUUUGA